Molecule: messenger RNA, 1720 nt
Organism: Durusdinium trenchii
Lineage: Eukaryota; Dinophyceae; Suessiales; Symbiodiniaceae
Source: the annotation of a GenBank genome assembly
GCUUAUUGGGGAGUCCCCAAACCUUUCAUCUGUGAACAUCAGGGAACAGAUGCUUCAGACAGUUCACCUGAUGCUUCAGACAUGUCCCGCUUGGGGGUCAGUGCCUGAAAAAAAUACCGGCGAAACAGACGCUUUUGGAUGGUGAAGCCGGAGCGCGAGAUCCGGGCGAACCUUCCAUGGAAAUCUGACUGAAAAGCGAAGCAGACUGGUGAGGUUGAACUCCAUAUCUCAAAGGUCAGGUGAAAAGAAGGAGAAGUCUAAUAUGAGUCUAAUGAAGAUUCCGAGGCUGAUGCUUCAGGAGACGUCCACGGUUUUUCAACACGCACCCGGCCCAAAACACAAACCCGUCUUCGCUCAUAGGCGGUGUAAUGGAUGUGGUUCCAAUUGAGGCCCUGGUGUCUUUUGCAGUGCCUUUUUGGCUCAGCCGUUUUUCGCCAAGAAUGUUGGCUCGAAUGCCGAAAUGUUGCGGCAAGGGGUGCCUGUAGCCAUUGCGUUGUUCGCGUUGCGUGUUGGAUGGCAGUUGAGGUGUUAUUUAGAGCUGCCUGCCUCGCAGUUCCAGCACCUUCUUCAUGACCCAGGACAGACCAGCAAGGCCUACGCAGAUCAUGCUGGCCAUGAACUGUCCUUGCUGUCUGGGAAGCGACGUGGGAUGAUCCUGAACGACUUUUGCAAGAAGACGCUGGCCCAGCUGCAUCCGGACAGUAAAAUCGAGGAACCUCGUCUAGGCACCUGUUGCAAUGGAGCUCGAAGGUCAGCUUCACAAGCUGAGUAUGACUUUAGUAUGGAUGGCCGCAAAGUUCGGUGUAAGAGUGCGCAGAUGUCUUGGGGGAAACACGCAAAGCAUUGGCGCGUCAAGUUUCAGCACAUCAAGUUGCCAUGGCCUGGAUUUCGGGACCAGGCUCCCUUUGAUGAGUUGUAUCUCACAAUCUUCAGCCCGGACAGUUUGCAUAUCAUCAAGCAUGACCUUCAGACCAGAGUCACCUCAAGUGGCAAGCGAACAGCAAGUAGCGGUCACGACAUACAUGUUGAUGGUGCUAGCGGACAAGAGUGUUGGCAAACUGCGCGAUCUCAAAUUCUGGAGAAACUGCUUGUUGGAGGUCGCUGCAAACUUGUAGCCCGCGUUGAGUUAUCGGAUGUUGAAGUUCGUGACUGGCUGCUGUUGGAAAUGGAUGGAGUGGCACCUCGUCAGGACAAUGCAUAUAAGAGAGUGCCCCUGAACCAUAUGACACCGCGAUUGCGUGGUACGCGCAUAGAGGAAAUAGCAUUUGAACUGGAUCAGUGUCUCCAUCAAAAUUUGUCGUUUUCAAGGCAUUGUCCUACUGCAAACUGGGUACGUGGAGGAGUGGCAGUGGAAGUCAAGCACGGACAGAUGCGCUUCAACAAAGGCAAAACAUGCUGGCGUUGUACGUUCUCGGGCAUCAAGAGUGCCAGUGACAGUCUUCGUGAUCUGGAUAAGUUAAAUGAGCUUUGGCUUGCUAUCUACAGUCCUUUCGGCCUUCAUUUUCUAAAGCAUCCUGGGGGCAAAGUCCGCUUUUGUGACACGGGUGCCGGACAACAGGCGGCUGGAAGUGACAUUCACAUCUAUGCGCCCAGUCAUGUGCUUGAUGUCAGGGAGGCCUGUAGCGAAAUGCUCAGAAAGAUGAAGGAAUGGGGCUGCCAACCUCUUGCAACCGUGCAUUGGUAGUAUCAUCACCCUGAGCUUCGCGAGUGACGAUGAUGC